AUGGAAGGAGAUCUCGUGCAACUGCAUCUCAUUCCUUUCAUAGUUACGCAACUAUACCUUGUUUGUGGUCUCGAAGAUCAUGUGGUGGCAGUGGCUGAAUACAUCCAUUUGUUGAUCGCAGAGAACUAUCCACCUUUGUUAAUCUGCUCCUCCGUAAAGGAAGUGGUGGAUAUUCCCGUAGAGGAACUGUUCAUCUUGAGCAUCUACUCAGAAAUUAAGAGGUUGCAAAGUGGAGACAAAAAGUAG
Sungouiella intermedia is the source of this 246-nucleotide messenger RNA. Lineage: Eukaryota; Fungi; Ascomycota; Pichiomycetes; Serinales; Metschnikowiaceae. The record is from the annotation of a GenBank genome assembly.